This is a messenger RNA of Miscanthus lutarioriparius, 1776 nucleotides long. Lineage: Eukaryota; Viridiplantae; Streptophyta; Magnoliopsida; Poales; Poaceae. The record is from the annotation of a GenBank genome assembly.
AUGCAGUCCAUGGCGCUCACCUCCCCUUGCCUCCCGGCGGCUGGCUCCGUUCCCCGCCGCCGCCUCCAGCGCGUCCGCGCCACCGCGGUCUCCGACGAGGCCAAGCUCAACAAGUACAGCGCGCGCAUCACGGAGCCCAAGUCGCAGGGCGCCUCGCAGGCCGUGCUCUACGGGGUCGGCCUCACCGACGCCGACCUCCGCAAGCCGCAGGUCGGCGUCUCCUCGGUGUGGUACGAGGGGAACACCUGCAACAUGCACCUGCUCCGCCUCGCCGAGGCCGUCCGCGACGGCGUCCGCGAGGCUGGCAUGGUCGGCUUCCGGUUCAACACCGUCGGCGUCAGCGACGCCAUCUCCAUGGGCACCCGGGGCAUGUGCUACAGCCUCCAGUCCCGCGACCUCAUCGCCGACAGCAUCGAGACCGUCAUGGGCGCGCAGCACUACGACGCCAACAUCUCCAUACCUGGGUGCGACAAGAACAUGCCAGGUACAAUAAUGGCAAUGGGACGGCUUAAUCGACCUAGUAUCAUGAUAUAUGGCGGAACUAUUAAGCCUGGUCACUUUCAGGGCAAUUCCUAUGAUAUAGUAUCUGCUUUCCAGUGCUAUGGAGAAUAUGUUAGUGGUUCAAUCACUGAUGAGCAAAGAAAGAACGUCCUCCGCAAUUCAUGUCCAGGGGCAGGUGCCUGUGGUGGUAUGUACACAGCAAACACUAUGGCAUCUGCUAUUGAAACAUUGGGCAUGAGCCUUCCAUACAGUUCUUCAACACCUGCUGAAGACCCGCUAAAGCUAGAAGAAUGCCAUCUUGCUGGGAAGUAUCUUUUAGAGUUGCUAAAGAUGGAUUUGAAGCCUAAGGACAUUAUCACUGAGAAAUCAUUACGAAAUGCAAUGGUUAUUGUUAUGGCACUUGGUGGUUCGACUAAUGCUGUUCUGCAUUUGAUUGCCAUUGCUCGGUCUGUAGGUCUGCAUUUGACUCUUGAUGAUUUCCAGAAGGUCAGUGACCAAGUUCCUUUCCUUGCAGACCUGAAGCCCAGUGGUAAAUAUGUCAUGGAGGAUCUGCAUAAGAUUGGUGGGACACCUGCAGUCAUUCAUUAUCUUCUGGAGCAAGGUCUUCUUGAUGGUGAUUGCAUGACUGUCACUGGGAAAACUCUAGCCGAGAAUGCCAAAAUCUUCCCUCCUCUGUCUGAAGGGCAGCAAAUAAUUCGACCACUUGACAAUCCUAUCAAACCAACUGGCCAUAUUCAAAUACUUUAUGGCAAUCUUGCACCGGAAGGUUCUGUAGCAAAAAUAACUGGCAAAGAGGGACUGUUCUUCUCAGGCCCUGCAUUAGUUUUUGAGGGUGAAGAAUCCAUGAUUACAGCUAUCUCAGAAAACCCAGCGAAUUUCAAGGGAAAGGUAGUAGUGAUCCGAGGAGAAGGACCAAAAGGAGGGCCAGGGAUGCCCGAAAUGUUGACUCCAACAAGCGCAAUAAUGGGUGCUGGUCUUGGAAAGGAGUGCGCCCUGCUGACAGAUGGUAGAUUUUCUGGAGGGUCACAUGGAUUUGUUGUCGGCCACAUAUGCCCUGAAGCACAGGAAGGUGGCCCAAUUGGCCUUGUCCAGACUGGUGAUGUAAUCACCAUUGAUGUUAGUAAGAGGGUAAUCGAUGUUGACCUUACCGAACAACAGCUCGAAGAAAGAGGGAGGAAAUGGACCCCACCACCAUACAAGUCCACCAGUGGAGCUCUUUGGAAGUACAUCAAGCUUGUGGCUCCAGCGUCGAGAGGAUGUGUCACUGAUGAGUAG